CACUGUGUUUGGGGCCUACGAUUCAGGAAGAAGGAGGGAUUGGGAGAGUGGUAAGCCAUUGGGCCUCCACCUCCCUGGACAGCCCCCUUGUGAUACUCUUAAUUGUUAGGUACUGACUCACCCCACUUCAAAGGCCUUGGCCUCCGUUCAGGUAUUUAACCUGCUGCACAGAGCCUGUCACUCUGGAAUUCUGCUCAUGGAGAGCUGAGCCCGACCUGCAGAUCUGCUCCUCACCUGGACAGGUACCUCUUCCUUCGAACCAGUUCACACCAGCUGAAGAGCAGUCCCCAGGGGCCACCAGGGCCCUGCUGCCCACUGCUGCUCAGGGAUGCCAGCCCCCUGUGUCUUUGCCCCAGACAUGACUGAGCAGGUGCCCCUGUGGCAUCACUACCUGCUGGCCAUCCAGUCCCGGGAGUCGCCCCGUGUCCAGGACUACCAGAGAGCAGAGAACAUCCUGCUCACUGUGCUGGAGCGUGUCCAAGCCUUGGACCCCCGCUUCCUUGUUGACUAUUCUCGAGACCUGGAGGCCUUCCAGUUUGCCCUGCGCUCCUCCGAGGACCCGCUGGAUGUGGAGGUGCCCCUGGGGGUGGACGCCGAGGCUCUCCUGAUUGAAGAUUCAGAAGCCGCUGAGCCAGGAGACGGCCCUGCAAUCUGUCGCCUGGGUGUCCUCAAGAAAGCGUCUGGCCUGGAGCCGUGGAUGACUGAUGACGUCUUCAGUGUCUCCUCAGAGGGCAGAGACAAGUGCUGUGGCCACAUUGUACCCAGUAAAGUCCUGUGUGUCCUCAAGGAUCUUCUGGUGGCUGCGAUUGUACACUGCAAACAUCACAGCCUCAUUCCACCAGGUUCACUGAAUGCUGCUAGCCUGAAGGAAGGGCAGCUGCACCUGUCCCUGCUGGUGUCCAGCGGCUGGAGGAAGAUCCGCUUCAACGUUGUGCCUGUGGUGAGGAAGAAGCACAGUGUGCCCGCCUUGGAGGGGGCCCAGUUGAAGCCUGGAUUCCCUGAGGGCAUCUUGAGAAGAAUCGCCAGCCACGGGGUGGACCUGGUGCCAGCUAAUGCCCAGCACUGGAGGAUCUCCACUGGCUACCUGCUCAGCCGCCUGCUUGGUGCAUUGGGCUCCUUCCCUGGCCACCGCCUGGACAGCCUCUCCAUCCUCGACCGGGUGAACCUAGAGAGCUGGCGAGGUGGCAGCCAGAGCCCUGGCCUAACUUUUGACCACCUGAAGACGGUGCUGCUAUGGGCCUCGGUGCUCUUCCCAGCACCCGAGGACUGGGAGGACCUGGAGGGCGCGGUCUACCGCUUGCUGGUAGUGCUGCUCUGCUGCCUGGCUACCAGGAACCUGCCCCACGUCCUGUACCCGGAGCGCAACUUGCUGCAGGACAGUGGCCUGGACCUCGGCGUCAUCUACCAACGCGUGGAACACUUCGCCAGCCAGCCCGAAGAGUCCCUGCGGAUCCACGUCACCCACCUGGGCCACAGCCGUCCACCACGCAUUGACAACGGAGUCAAGGCACUCCUGCAGCUGCCUGCCAGCGACCCUACCUACUGGACCACAGCCUACUUUGAUUUUCUGCUAGAUAAGUUCCAGGUCUUUAACAUCCAGGAUAAGGACAGAAUCUCAGCCAUGCAGAACAUCUUCCAGAAGACCAAGACCAUGGGAAAUGACAGCAGCUGAGCUGGGGUGGAAGGCCCAGUCUCGACCAAUCUGCAGAGCUCCCUGGAACUUCUGGGAAAGGAAUGGGGAUCAGGGAUAUCUCUUUGAGUGACUGGUGGAGGGACUUCGUCCCCAAGGACUCCUGUUCAAGAGACGCCUGUGAGAGUCUAAGGACCUAGCACUGUGGUCUUGAGCCAGCUGCCAUGUUCCACACUGGGAUUGAGGUGGACGGUUAUAUGCCUCCCAGAGACCCGUUGAUCCAUCCAUUUGACAGUCAGAACAGGUAUAGGCGUGAGACAGCAUGGGCGUUUGCUCUGCCCAUGCUCCACACUACUCCUGGAGGUUGAAAUCCUGUGUGUGCAGUGCUGAGCACAUGAAUGCCCCAGUGCACCCCGUGGAGAGGGUUCCCCCAGUUUCUGUGUCUCUCGGUGCAAAUAUAGACUCCCAAGACUAUGAAAGGCAUGCUUUCUUUUCAAAUCUUCUCUACUCUUAGGUAGAGAAUGUUCCCCUGGACAGAUGUCCUUACUCUCCAGUUCAGAAGAAACCGAAACCAGAAGAGGGAAGUCCACAGCUCCCCUUGUCCCAUACCGGUCUGUCCCACUUCUCUGCCACUGGAGGAGUGUCCCCUGUUCCCAGAAUCCUGUGAUUCAUGUCUUCUAAUUAGCUUGAAGCAG
Molecule: messenger RNA, 2325 nt
Organism: Peromyscus maniculatus bairdii (prairie deer mouse)
Lineage: Eukaryota; Metazoa; Chordata; Mammalia; Rodentia; Cricetidae
Gene: Mab21l4
Product: mab-21 like 4
Source: RefSeq, a predicted model, not a curated record